AUGUUUAUAACUAUUCAAUCUGUUCAUAUCUAUCUAUCUAUCUAUCUAUCUAUCUAUCUAUCUAUCUAUCUAUCUAUCACUGUUAUCUGCAAGCUAAGGAUCCGUCGAGACAGUCAGGGUUCUUUUCAUAUUUGUCAGUCGACCGUCCUUUUUAUGACUUUCUCUAAAUCUUUAUAUUCAGGUAGUUCUUUUCUGUCUUCAAUAAUUAUUUCUUCUUUUCUUUCCUUUUUCUAUCGUUCUCUUUUUCCUUAUACGUCCUUUUUUUAUUUUCUUUUUGUUUGUUUCUUUCUUUCUCUUGCUCCUACUACGUCCUUUUUUUCGACUUUCUUUCUUUCUUUCUUGCCAUCUUUCUUUCUUUCUUUCUUUCUUUCUUUCUUUCUUUCUUUCUUUCUUACUACGUUCCUUUUCUCCUUUCCCUUUCGCUUUCAUUCUUUCUUUAUUUCUCUUUUUCCUACGACUUCCUUUUUUCACUCUUCCUUUUUCUUUUACUCUUUUAUUCUUUCUUUCUAUUCUACUACGUCCUUUUUCGCUAUUCCUUUUCUUUCUUUUUUUCUUUCUUUCUUUCUUUCUUUCUUUCUUUCUUUCUUUCUUUCUUUCUUUCUUACCCACUAUUUUUCUUUCUUUUUUCUUUCUCUCUUUUCUUCUUUCUACUUCCUUUCUACGCUUUUCCUUUUUUCUAUCUUCUUUCUUUUUAUUUUUCUUAUUACAUCCUUUUUAACUUUUCUUUCUUUCUUUCUUUCUUUCUUUCUUUCUUUCUUUCUUUCUUUCUUUCUUUCUUUCUUUGCUGUUUCGCACCCUUUAACCUCUUUCUUUCUCUGCUAUAUUUCCCCACCUCUCUCGUUUUCUUGCUUUUUCACCUUCUUCAUCCUCAUUAUUUAUAUCUGUUACCCCCCUCCCCUGCCUCAUAAAAUGCCGGAGAGUAUAAAAUAA
This is a messenger RNA of Acanthosepion pharaonis, 930 nucleotides long. The record is from the annotation of a GenBank genome assembly. Lineage: Eukaryota; Metazoa; Mollusca; Cephalopoda; Sepiida; Sepiidae.